Molecule: messenger RNA, 1590 nt
Organism: Cannabis sativa
Lineage: Eukaryota; Viridiplantae; Streptophyta; Magnoliopsida; Rosales; Cannabaceae
Product: protein RETICULATA-RELATED 4, chloroplastic
Exons: 8
Coding region: 155-1300 (381 amino acids)
Source: RefSeq, a predicted model, not a curated record
UUAUAAAAAAAAUAAGGUUGAAUAAACCGUUAAUAUAGUUAACCCACCAAAGUAACUUCCAAUAAACCAAAAACCAAAUAACCAAAACAAACUCAUCUUCUCAACCUUAGACAGAAGAGAAAACAGAGAAAAGCAAAGAUCAACCGCCAUAGCUAUGGUGGUUGUAGCCACCUUCUCUCACCACAUCCACACAACACUCUCUCUCCACAACAACACUUCCUCUUCCUCCUCCAUUAAUCCAAUCUCUCAUCACUCCUUUCCUCAUCGUCUCACUCUCACCACCACCAAUUCAUCAAUCUUUUUCACUCCUUCCUUCCCUAAAAUCAAAUUAACCGCCUCAUCCGCCGCCCUAGGUGGCAGCGGAGGAGGAGGAGGAGGAGGAAAUGAUAGCGGUGGUGGCGGUGGAGAUGGAGAUGGAGAUGAGAAUAGGAAGAGAAAUAGGGGAGAGGCAAUCAUGGCAAUGGCGGAGGCAAAUCGGUCCUUAGAGAGUUUACCUAAGGAUAUGGCGGCCGCGAUUGAGGCCGGGAGGCUUCCGGGAUCGAUUGUGAAGAGGUAUUUCGAGUUGGAGAAGUCGGCGGUAUUCCGGUGGUUGCUUGGUUUUGGUGGGUUUAAGGAGAGGUUGCUUGCUGAUGAUUUGUUCUUGACUAAAGUUGGGAUUGAGUGUGGUGUUGGAAUAUUCACUAAGACUGCUGCAGAGUUGGAAAAGAGGAGAGAAAAUUUCACUAAAGAGCUCGAUUUUGUGUGUGCUGAUGUGGUGAUGGCAAUUAUAGCAGAUUUCAUGCUAGUAUGGCUUCCAGCUCCAACUGUAUCUCUUAGGUCACCAUUAGCAGUCAGUGCAGGAACUCUUGCCAACUUCUUCCAUGCUUGCCCUGAAAAUGCUUUUCAAGUAGCUUUGGCUGGGUCAUCUUAUUCAUUCUUACAAAGAGUAGGAGCCAUUGUGAGAAAUGGAGCUAAAUUAUUUGCAGUUGGAACCAGUGCUUCUCUGAUUGGAACAGGAGUGACAAAUGGAUUGAUCAAUGUAAGAAAAGCAUUAGACAAAUCUUUUGCUGGUGAAGCUGAAGAUGUUCCCAUAUUACCAACCAGUGUUGCCUAUGGUGUUUACAUGGCUGUUUCAAGUAACUUAAGGUACCAAGUACUGGCUGGAAUCAUUGAACAAAGAUUUCUAGAACCUUUGUUACAUCAACACAAGCUUGUACUUAGUGCAAUUUGCUUUGCUGUUAGAACUGGCAACACUUUCUUAGGCUCACUAAUGUGGGUGGAUUAUGCACGUUGGAUUGGGAUUCAGAAGACAAGAGACUAAUUAAAGAAUCUUGACAAUUAUUAAAAACAUUCUUCAUCAUCUUCAUCACUACUAAGUAGUGUUGAAAAUUUGAGAAAAAAAGUAAAUUUUUGGAAUAGCUGAAAAUUUUGGUAUAAAUAAAUAUCAAUAAUAAUGUGUUUAUGUUUGUUUUUAAUUAUGUGGCGGAAAACUAGUGAAGUGAUUGUAAAUUUCUUGAGCAAGUGAAAUGGUAUAAUAUGUAAACAAAUAACACUUGUCAUUUUUUUGGCCCCUAAAGAAAGCCAAUAUGUAAUAGCAAAUUUGGAUUGAAA